CCUCGCGAUGCCAAGCUGGUCUCGCUGCUUCUCCAGGCCAUGGAUCUGGACGACUACGAUCCGCGGGUCACCACACAGCUGCUCGAGUUCAUCCAUCGCUACACCCUGGAUAUUCUGGCAGAUGCACAGGUCUUCAGCGACCAUGCCCGGCGAUCCGACAUUGACAAGUCCGAUGUCCAGCUGGCCGUGCAGGGGUUGGUGACCCAUUCAUUCGUCAACCUGCCCUCCCGAGACUUCCUUGCCGAUCUCGCCCGCAAGAAAAACUCGAUCCCUCUGCCCCCUGUUCCUGAAAAGUUUGGCAUCCGUCUGCCCCCCGAAAAGUAUUGCCUGAUUGGAUCCAAGCUGCAGGUC
Molecule: messenger RNA, 351 nt
Organism: Polychytrium aggregatum
Lineage: Eukaryota; Fungi; Chytridiomycota; Chytridiomycetes; Polychytriales
Product: transcription initiation factor TAFII31
Exons: 2
Biological process (GO): RNA polymerase II preinitiation complex assembly; DNA-templated transcription initiation
Cellular component (GO): SAGA complex; transcription factor TFIID complex
Molecular function (GO): RNA polymerase II general transcription initiation factor activity; transcription coactivator activity; protein heterodimerization activity
Source: RefSeq, a predicted model, not a curated record